CCGUCCAUCAAAAGAGGCCCACCAAAGAGUCAAAAUCGCGUAGAAACAUCCCCUAACAGUCAAACCCUCCGCUUUGCUUGCACCCGAAGUUAGCUCGUCCUUAAAACCCAAUCCGCCAACACAGCAGCAUCAAAUAAGGAGAGAACGGUCAAAAUGUCCGGAGAAAUCCUAGUCGUCCCUUUCCAUGGCCAAGGCCAUCUAUUCCCAUGCAUCGAGCUCUGCAUCCACCUCGCCGCACGAAAUUACCACAUCACCCUAGUUCUCCCCUCCUCUUUCGCCUCUUCCAUCUCUCCCUCCGUCCGUCACCACCCCCUUAUUCAGAUCGCCGAGCUCUCCGCCUCUUCGCCGCCGGAAAACGACCCACACCAUCAUCGGUUCCCGCCGAGCAAUCUCUCGAUCGAAAGCUUCUCCGAUUUCCUCUCCAGCCGAUCCAACGACCGAGAUUCGCCUCCUGCCGUCUGCGCCAUUGUGGACAUGAUGAUGAGCUGGACCCACGAAACGUUCCGGAAAUUCAAAAUCCCGACCGUCAGCUUCUUCACCUCCGGCGCCUGCUCCGCCGCCAUGGAGUACGCUGUGUGGAAAAUCCGGCAAGAAAAUCCGGUGCCCGGCCUAAAUCUGACGCUUCCCGGCCUGCCGGACGACGUCAGGCUGACUUUAUCCGAUCUGACUCACCCGGGUCCUCCGCCUCCACGUCAUCCCGGCCGGGGGCCUCCGCAUCGAAAUCAUCACGGCGGGGGACCUCCGCAUCGAAAUCAUCACUGGGCCGGCCACCCGCCGCCGCCUCCUGGAGCCGGCAAACACGGCCCACCGCCCUCGUGGAUCGGGGAAACGGAGGGCUCGAUGGCAUUGCUGAUGAACACGUGCGAAGAUCUGGAACGUCCAUUCCUCGAUUACGUAGCGAAGGAGACAGGGAAGCGGGUAUGGGGUGUGGGCCCGCUCUUGCCAGCUCAGUUCUGGCGAUCUGCUCACUCAGUCGUCCACGACGGUGAGAUACGCUCCAAACGAGAAUCCAACGUCAGCGAGGACGAUGUAAGCAAAUGGCUGGAUUCGCAACCACGUGGAUCUGUGGUCUACGUGGCAUUCGGCACGGAGGUGGGCCCCUCCAAGGAGGAGCUGGAAGAGCUCGCAGCCGGGCUGGAGGAGUCAAACCGUCCGUUCAUCUGGGUUCUCCGGUCCAGCGCAGGACGGUCCGGUCCACCGCCGCCGCCCCCAGACAUAGGAGAUUCUGGAGACGACGACUUCUUUCCGGAUGGCCUGGCGCGCCGAGCCGAAGGAAGGGGACUGAUCAUCCAGGGGUGGGCCCCACAGCUUCUGAUCCUGAGCCAUCCGUCCACGGCCGGCUUUCUGACGCACUGCGGCUGGAACUCGAUUCUGGAGGCGCUGGGGCGCGGCGUUCCGCUUCUGGCGUGGCCGAUCCGCGGGGACCAGCACUACAACGCCAAGCUAGUGUCGAGCCAUCUCAAGGUCGGCCUGAUGAUCCGAGCCGCCGAUGGAGCUUCCGCCGUGAAGAAGGACGACGUCGUUAGAGGGAUAGAGGGGCUGAUGGCUGACGACGAGACGAGGAAUCGAGCGGCGGCUAUCCGCUCGGUCUUUGGCCACAGCUUCCCAGCUAGCUCAUCGGCUUCCCUAGACGAUUUUCGGGGUAUUCUGGAGCAAAUCUGUCAACAGAAAUAAUUCUAUUUGUGCGCAUGUACGCGUCGCUUUUACUAAAAUGCGCGUACAGUAGUUAUUGCCCCGUCCUGGGUUUCUUGUUUUCUUCUAUGUAAUAAUGAGAAUAUGUAUCUUGACUAUAAAUAACAGGAAAAAAAAAAUACACUGAUUACGUUGUAA
Molecule: messenger RNA, 1830 nt
Organism: Magnolia sinica
Lineage: Eukaryota; Viridiplantae; Streptophyta; Magnoliopsida; Magnoliales; Magnoliaceae
Product: UDP-glucosyl transferase 73B2-like
Exons: 1
Coding region: 154-1674 (506 amino acids)
Molecular function (GO): UDP-glycosyltransferase activity
Source: RefSeq, a predicted model, not a curated record